Aethina tumida (small hive beetle) is the source of this 651-nucleotide messenger RNA. RefSeq names its product 40S ribosomal protein S24 (gene RpS24). Bases 118 to 525 code for a protein of 135 amino acids. The record is from RefSeq and is a predicted model, not a curated record. Gene Ontology annotation, molecular function: structural constituent of ribosome. The transcript has 5 exons. Lineage: Eukaryota; Metazoa; Arthropoda; Insecta; Coleoptera; Nitidulidae. Gene Ontology annotation, cellular component: ribosome. Gene Ontology annotation, biological process: translation.
UUGAAUUAAUUCUAAAUUCCCGCCCUUUCCUCGAUCGGUAUUGCAGACACACGAGGUUGCUUGUUACCUAUUUACCCGGCUGAGCGUUCUUUUCGCGCAGUGAAUUUGCCUAUCAAAAUGACUGAAGGAACGGCUACAAUUCGCACCCGCAAAUUUAUGACCAACAGAUUGUUGGCUCGUAAACAAAUGGUUGUGGAUGUUUUGCAUCCAGGACAGCCCUCUGUUAAGAAAACAGACAUUAGGGAAAAAUUAGCCAAAAUGUACAAAGUCACACCUGAUGUAGUAUUUGUAUUUGGUUUCCGUACAAACUUUGGUGGUGGUAAAUCAACUGGCUUUGCCUUGAUCUAUGACACAUUAGACUUUGCCAAGAAAUUCGAACCUAAACACAGACUCGCCCGCCACGGUCUCUAUGAAAAGAAACAACAGACGCGUAAACAGCGUAAGGAAAGGAAGAACAGGAUGAAGAAGGUCCGUGGUACGAAGAAGAGUAAAGUGGGUGCUGCUGCCAAGAAGGGAGGAAAAUAAGUUAAUUUUAUCAGUAAAAUGGGUACAUUUAUCCAGGACAUGCACUUCAUUGUGUUGCAUGUAUAUUUAUGGACUGGAAGUGUUUCUUAUAUAUGUGUGAUGCAAUAAACAUCUUUGAAGUGCAAA